Vavraia culicis subsp. floridensis is the source of this 553-nucleotide messenger RNA. RefSeq lists its product as uncharacterized. The transcript has a single exon. The record is from RefSeq and is a predicted model, not a curated record. NCBI's taxonomy places the organism in Eukaryota, Fungi, Microsporidia, Pleistophoridae. The coding region runs from base 1 to 501 and encodes 166 amino acids.
AUGGAAGAUCCAAAAAAGUUCACAAUCAUUGCAGACCUUUCGGAGCCCAACAAAUAUUUUGGAUUUAAUGAAUGGUGCGAACAUCUACGCAAAAAUUGCAUGAACCAAAGAAAGGAGGCCUGUGUGCCAACCAAGAUCGAUUUAGGGUACAUCAACCUUCCUCAGCCAUCCAAUCGCGAGUAUGAGCGAUCGCUCGAAGCGCUUACAGCCAAACAAUUCGAGAAGUAUGAAUCUAUGUGUUCUACAGGAUUGAUAUCAACCAAGGAUUACAUGUGCUUUAACUAUGCUCACUUUAUCUACCUUUCGCUUUUUCUUCUUGUCUUUGGUAUUUUUCUUGGCGUGCUGUGGAUCCUUAUCCACCGCAUUUACCAAAGAAAAAAAAUUAUAGGGAAAAUGUACCACGAGCUGGUGUACAAGGAAGCGAAAAAGCACCGCCAAAUUGUCGAGUUAAUGAAGGAAAUCUCAAAAACUGAAACGAAACAACCAAAUUCUGUACUGUGAAAAGUAUACAACGCAGUAUCAGUUCAAGUUUGAGGUCGUAGUGUGUUUAAUU